This is a messenger RNA of Amyelois transitella, 1303 nucleotides long. RefSeq names its product transmembrane protein 177. The record is from RefSeq and is a predicted model, not a curated record. Lineage: Eukaryota; Metazoa; Arthropoda; Insecta; Lepidoptera; Pyralidae. The coding region runs from base 244 to 1203 and encodes 319 amino acids. The transcript is spliced from 4 exons.
UAUAACUUCUAGAAGAUAUCGUUAUUUACUGGUCUUAUAGUGUUUAUUUGGUAACGUUAACAUGCCCUGGUUAUUUACUACAGCAGCCAGAAAUAAAAGAAAUGUCAGUCAAAGUAAAAUAAUUAAAUAAAGCUUGUCAAGACGGCAAAAUAUUAACUUUAUGUUCUCUUAAUUUUGUUGUGAUCAAUUAUUAAGACAAAAAUUUAUGAAAAAGCUCACCUAUUUAAAAUAAUAAUAAAAACAAUGGUCACUAGGAAACCUAUAUCUUGGUUUUUAACAGAAACCGGAAGAAAAUUUUCAUUUGGUGUUGUGACCGCCAGCUGUCUUGCAUUCACAUCUGCAAAAUUUAUUCCACACACAAUUUUACUUGAUAAAUAUAAAGAAUUUGUCCAUUAUUACAGUAAUGGCAAACCGGUUGAAUUACCAAAGGAACUUCAGGAACGCUAUAAACAAUGUCUUGAUAUAUUGAAUGUGUCUGAGAUCCACAGAAAGUUAAUAUCACCCUUCAGUGUUUUUGGUUAUGAUUUGUUUCAUGCAGGAAGCACAACUUCAAAGUAUGGUGUGGCAGUGGGGAUACCUGUAAAUUUUACUUACAAGUCUAUGGACGACUUGAAAGAUCAUGACAUUAGGGUAAAUCAGGAAAAAAUCGAUUGGACGUCAGAAUAUGGUAAAAAAUUAGCAGAUGCCAUAAUCCUCCCUGAAAAUGUGCAAAAGUUUGCAAUAUGCCGAGAAAUUCUUAUGACCCAAAAUAACAAAGUGUAUUUUGAAUCUGUUUAUCCUUUCAUGUGUAUAUUUUUUGUGUAUAAUGUAACACAUUAUAUCAAUCGCAGAUUAAAUUUAUAUGCUGCACCAACAUUGGCAAGAGGUAUCUUAUAUUCUAUUGUGGGAUUAUUUGGUUUAGGUUCAUAUUUUCUCAUGAAGGAUAUGACCGAAAUUUAUUACGAAACUGAAGUCGACAAGCGGCUAUGUGAGCUCGGCCCAGAAUUCAUUGAGAGUGGAAUUAUCUUUUAUGAAAAACUAUUGAAAAGAAACCAGGCAUUAAGAGAGUUCAUGGGUAGUGAAGGUGAACGAAAAUAUAGCAAAUUAGGUAACGAAAAUUUCUUUUUGCGCCAACCAAGAUUAGCUUUAAUACACAGAAAACAGUUUUUCGAGGAGAAACUUAAGGAGAGUAAAGAGGAAGAAACCAUAAAAAAAGAUGUUUGAAAAGUAAAGUACAGUACCUAUACAACUUCAAACCAGUGCAUAGCAUAGUAGUCAUAGUAUUAGUAAAUCAAAUAACUAAAACAGUACAAAUAAACAAUAU